AUGGAUGUAAUGAAACAUGGUUUGUCGGAGAUAUUGUCCCCGGGCGGAAAGGUGGUUUCGAGGCUUGUCUGGGGGUUGGUGGCGUCUCUUGUAGUACUCACCGCCCUCUUGCUCAACUCUCUUAAAGGUCCUAUUAUCGUGGGGUCUUUCUUCCAAGGGUCUUAUAGUCCGAACAAUACCACCGCCGUCUCACUUCGUUCCUCGGUUGCCGAGGCACCGCAGCAACUGCCUGUUGUCGAGGGACCGCAGCAGACGCCUGUUGCCGACGGACCGCAGCAGACACCUGUUGCCGACGGACCGCAGCAAGGGCCUGUUGGCACCGAGAAAAAGAUUGAACCUGAUGCGUCAAACGUUACAGAAAAGCAAGACAUUUUGAAGCAGAUUGAGGAUAAUCGGCCGUUUCUGGGGAACCCCCGGUUGGGAAAUUUAUCUGAGGCAGCAAAUAAUGGAACUUUGGUUGGUGGAAAUGCGAAUGCAAACAAUGAGGGCAAUUCGUCGAGCAAAGAGGAAGUUAUCGGAGAAGAUAAGGCUAUGGAAUUGAAUGAUCCAAGGCAUAAUGAUACUUUCAAGACAUGUGAUUUCUUUGACGGUAAGUGGGUGAGGAAUGAUCGUUGGAUGCCAUAUUAUCGGCCAGGAUCUUGUCCUUUCAUUGAUAAAGACUUCGAUUGUCAGCGCAAUGGCCGGCCUGAUGAUGGCUACAUUAAGUGGAGAUGGCAACCAAAUGGAUGCGACAUACCACGGCUGAAUGCAACUGAUUUUCUGGAGAAACUGAGAGGAAAAAGGCUGGUUUAUAUCGGAGAUUCCUUGAACCGGAACAUGUGGGAGUCGAUGGUGUGUAUUCUCCGCCAUAGCGUCAAGAAAAAGAAGAGAGUUUAUGAAAUUUCCGGUAGAACUGAUUUUAAGAAACGGGGAGUUUUUGCAUUCAGGUUUGAGGACUACAAUUGCUCGGUGGACUUUGUUUCUGCUCCGUUUCUCGUCCGAGAAUCAUAUUUCAAGCGAGAAAACGGAUCAAUAGAGACACUUAGGUUGGAUCUCAUGGAUCCGGCAACUUCAACGUAUCAUGAUGCGGACCUCCUGGUGUUCAAUACGGGUCAUUGGUGGACUCAUGAUAAAACUUCCAAAGGCGAAGAUUAUUACCAAGAAGGCGACCACGUGUACCAGCGGCUCAAAGUCCUGAAAGCUUAUCAGAAGGCACUAACAACCUGGUCGAGAUGGGUUGACUCGAAUGUCGACAGCAGUCGAACUCAGGUUUUCUUCAGGGGAUACUCUGUUGCCCAUUUCUGGGGAGGCCAAUGGAACUCCGGAGGAAAUUGUCACCAGGAAACCGAGCCGAUCACCAACGAAACAUACUUGACCAAUUACCCAUCCAAAAUGAGAGCCCUGGAACAUGUUCUUCAACAGACCAAAACUCCAGUCAUAUACUUCAACGUAAGCAGGCUCACCGAUUACCGAAAAGAUGCGCAUCCCUCUAUAUAUAGAAGCGAGUACAAGACCGAAGAAGAAAGGAAUCGUGCAGUGGCGGUUCAAGAUUGCAGUCAUUGGUGCUUGCCCGGCGUACCCGAUACAUGGAACGAACUACUGUAUGCUUCAUUGCUGAAGGCUGGAAAGGGAAUUUGGGGAAACUGAGCAAAACCUACGGCCCUUGAUCGAGUUCUAUAUGUAAC
Molecule: messenger RNA, 1664 nt
Organism: Hibiscus syriacus
Lineage: Eukaryota; Viridiplantae; Streptophyta; Magnoliopsida; Malvales; Malvaceae
Product: protein trichome birefringence-like 2
Exons: 5
Coding region: 1-1626 (541 amino acids)
Cellular component (GO): Golgi apparatus
Molecular function (GO): O-acetyltransferase activity
Source: RefSeq, a predicted model, not a curated record